AUGAUUGUGAUGUCUGAGAAACCCCUUCAGCCAGUUCAUCCACAGGUUUCAGACACCACUUUUUGUCCUUCUUCUAAAAGGUUGGAAGGCAAAAUUGCUAUUGUAACUGGGGGUGCUAGGGGCAUUGGUGAAGCAACUGUGAGAGUUUUUGUGAAGCAUGGUGCAAAGGUGGUGAUUGCUGAUGUUGAGGAUGCAGCUGGAGCCAUGCUUGCUGAAACACUAUCUCCUUCAGCUACCUACGUCCACUGUGAUGUUAGCUUGGAGAAGGAGGUUGAGAACUUGGUUAGUUCCACAAUUUCUCGCUAUGGACACCUUGACAUCAUGUUCAACAAUGCUGGGGUGCUAGGGAACCAGUCCAAUAACAAGAGCAUAGUCAACUUUGACCCUAAUGAGUUUGACCGAGUGAUGAGUGUGAAUGUGAAGGGUGUGGCUUUGGGGAUCAAGCAUGCUGCAAGAGUGAUGAUUCCAAGAGGAGUAGGGUGCAUUAUCUCAACUUCUAGUGUGGCUGGGCUCAUGGGGGGGCUUGGACCACAUGCUUACACAGCCUCAAAGCAUGCCAUAGUUGGGCUUACAAAGAACACUUCUUGUGAGUUGGGGAGGUAUGGGAUCAGGGUCAAUUGCAUUUCACCAUUUGGGGUGGCUACUUCCAUGCUUGUGAAUGCAUGGAGGGCUUGUGAUGAAGAGGUUGAUCAUGAGGGCAUCAAUUUUGGGGUGCCUUUGCCAGAGGAAGUGGAGAAAAUGGAGGAGUUUGUUAGAGGUCUUGCCAACUUGAAAGGACCAACUUUGAGGGCUCUGGACAUUGCUGAGGCUGCACUUUAUCUUGCUAGUGAUGAAUCCAAGUAUGUUAGUGGCCAUAAUCUUGUUGUGGAUGGUGGAGUCACUUCCUCAAAAAAUUGUAUUGGAUUGUAA
Molecule: messenger RNA, 909 nt
Organism: Sphenostylis stenocarpa
Lineage: Eukaryota; Viridiplantae; Streptophyta; Magnoliopsida; Fabales; Fabaceae
Source: the annotation of a GenBank genome assembly